Macaca mulatta (Rhesus monkey) is the source of this 2771-nucleotide messenger RNA. It is a transcript of the gene NEUROD2, whose product is annotated as neuronal differentiation 2. The record is from RefSeq and is a predicted model, not a curated record. Lineage: Eukaryota; Metazoa; Chordata; Mammalia; Primates; Cercopithecidae. Gene Ontology annotation, molecular function: protein dimerization activity; E-box binding; DNA-binding transcription factor activity, RNA polymerase II-specific. Gene Ontology annotation, biological process: sensory organ development; axon development; nervous system development. Gene Ontology annotation, cellular component: nucleus.
AAAGGGAGCUAGAUCUGACCCGCCGGUUGGGAGGGGGGGCGGCAGCUUCGGCCGAAAGGAGGGUCCUCAAAUACCUCCUUCCUGGGAUGAUGCCCUCCUCAUUGAGUGGGCAUCGGAGGCGCCCCAGAUUCUCUCUCCCUUUGGGGCUGCAGCCCAGGGGGCUGCAGAGGAGGUGUCUCUGCCUGCGAUGGGCUCGGUGGGGGUGGGGGGAAGGCAGGAUCACGGAGGGGGAGAUGCGAAGAGGCCGAGACGGAGGACCCCUCCAUGGUUGUCCCAAAAAGCCUGCGACCUUUCCCCACCACCAAAAAAAAGGGAAGCAAACAAACAAAUUUGGAUUUUUCCCCAUCAAUCCCCAAAUACAACGAGAUCUGAAGAGCCGUGUGGGAGGGAGGCAGCUUGAAGGGGGAAGGGGGUCCCUGACCGUAGCGGGGACGGACUGGGCUCGUUUCUCUCAGUCUCCUCCCCAUGCCCUGCUGCUUCAGUCCUCACCGCCCAGAGCCGGCUCCGGGAGCUGGGGACGCAUCGGCUAGAGGAGACGAUCCUCCCGCCUCUGGAAUUGGGGGUGCGGGGGUGGGGGCCAAGCAAGGGGCGGCGCGCAGCCAAGUUGCAAAUUGGAUUAGGGAGCGUGGGGGUGAGAGCCACGGGAGGGGUAAGGGAGCUGGGCCGAGGGGCCCGGGCCGAGAGAGCGCUGAGCGGGGCAGCUGUCCCCACCGGCGGCCGACCAGCCUGUCUCCACUGCCAGGAGAGAACAGGCUUUCAGGGCGAGUGCGCCGCCUUCCCUGGCAAAGAUAUCUGGUCCCUAAAAUCCCCACCCGGUCUCUGCCCUGACCCUGAGAAGAAGCAGGCGCGGGGAGCAGCCCCCGAUUCAAGCGAGGGGCGGAGCCGGGGCCCAGAGCCUGGGAGAGGGCCUGGGCCGAGAUCCCAGGCCGGCAGCCGGGCACCAUGCUGACCCGCCUGUUCAGCGAGCCCGGCCUUCUCUCGGACGUGCCCAAGUUCGCCAGCUGGGGCGACGGCGAAGACGACGAGCCGAGGAGCGACAAGGGCGACGCGCCGCCACCGCCACCGCCUGCGCCCGGGCCGGGGGCUCCGGGUCCAGCCCGGGCGGCCAAGCCAGUUCCUCUCCGUGGAGAAGAGGGGCCGGAGGCCACGUUGGCCGAGGUCAAGGAGGAAGGCGAGCUGGGGGGCGAGGAGGAGGAGGAAGAAGAGGAGGAAGAAGGACUGGACGAGGCGGAGGGCGAGCGGCCCAAGAAGCGCGGACCCAAGAAGCGCAAGAUGACCAAGGCGCGCUUGGAGCGCUCCAAGCUUCGGCGACAGAAGGCGAACGCGCGGGAGCGCAACCGCAUGCACGACCUGAACGCAGCCCUGGACAACCUGCGCAAGGUGGUGCCCUGCUACUCCAAGACGCAGAAAUUGUCCAAGAUCGAGACGCUACGCCUAGCCAAGAACUACAUCUGGGCGCUCUCGGAGAUCCUGCGCUCCGGCAAGCGGCCAGACCUAGUGUCCUACGUGCAGACUCUGUGCAAGGGUCUGUCGCAGCCCACCACCAAUCUGGUGGCCGGCUGUCUGCAGCUCAACUCGCGCAACUUCCUCACGGAGCAAGGCGCCGACGGUGCCGGCCGCUUCCACGGCUCGGGCGGCCCGUUCGCCAUGCACCCCUACCCGUAUCCGUGCUCGCGCCUGGCGGGCGCACAGUGCCAGGCGGCCGGCGGCCUGGGCGGCGGCGCGGCGCACGCCCUGCGGACCCACGGCUACUGCGCCGCCUACGAGACGCUGUAUGCUGCGGCAGGCGGUGGCGGCGCGAGCCCGGACUACAACAGCUCCGAGUACGAGGGCCCGCUCAGCCCCCCGCUCUGUCUCAAUGGCAACUUCUCGCUCAAGCAGGACUCCUCGCCCGACCACGAGAAAAGCUACCACUACUCUAUGCACUACUCGGCGCUGCCCGGCUCGCGGCCCACGGGCCACGGGCUAGUCUUCGGCUCGUCGGCUGUGCGCGGGGGCGUCCACUCGGAGAAUCUCUUGUCUUACGAUAUGCACCUUCACCACGACCGGGGCCCCAUGUAUGAGGAGCUCAAUGCGUUUUUUCAUAACUGAGACUUCGCGCCGGCUCCCUUCUUUUUCUUUUGCCUUUGCCCGCCCCCCUGUCCCCAGCCCCCAGAGCGCAGGGACACCCCCACCGACCCCAGCGCCGGGCGCGGGGAGCGGGCCACCGGUCCUGCCGCUCUCUUGGGGCAGCGCAGUCCUGUUACCUGUGGGUGGCCCGUCCCAGGGGCCUCGCUUCCCCCAGGGGACUCGCCUUCUCUCUCCCCAAGGGGUUCCCUCCUCCUCUCUUCCAAGGAGUGCUUCUCCAGGGACCAGUCUCCGGGCGCUCCCUGGAGACACCCCCUCCCCCAUUCCCAAUAUCUUCGCUGAGGUUUCCUCCUCCCUGCAGGCCCAAGGCGUUGGUAAGGGGGCAGCUGAGCGAUGGAACGCGUUUUACCCUCUCAUUAUUAUUUUAAAAACAGACACCCAGCUGCCGAGGCAAAAAGGAGUCAGGCGCUCCCUCUUUCUUGAAGAGGGUAGAAGUCAGGGCGCCGGAGCCCGGGCCUGGAACGCCCUCACCCCCAACCUCCAGUCUCCGCGUUUUGCGAUUUUAAUUUUGGCGGGAGGGGAAGCGGAUUGAGAGGAGGGAGAGGCCAAGAAAAUUUGUAACUAGAAUCUGUUUUUCCCUUUUCCUUUUUUUAAACAAACAAACAUACAAAAGAAAAAAAAAAAAAAAAAAAAAAAAGCUAAGA